Messenger RNA from Microcebus murinus (gray mouse lemur), 1814 nucleotides. RefSeq names its product serine protease 54 (gene PRSS54). Gene Ontology annotation, molecular function: serine-type endopeptidase activity. The record is from RefSeq and is a predicted model, not a curated record. Gene Ontology annotation, biological process: proteolysis. Lineage: Eukaryota; Metazoa; Chordata; Mammalia; Primates; Cheirogaleidae.
ACUCCCUCUGUUGAGCUCUGCUGUGGAAGGCCAGAGUGAGUUCAUUUCUCCUUUAGCAGGAGCGGUUCACGGAAGAACUCUGAGGAACAUCCUGAGGACAAGAAACAUCCGGUGUCAUGAGCGGAACAUGCAGCAUUUUAUGGCUACAGAGUUAAGGCAAGGGUUGAAUUCCUCAAGUCGAAAAGCAACCCUUUUUGGAGACCCAACUCUCCAGGACUCCCAGGGGCCCAGGCCAGACUGAGAAGAAGACUGAGCCGCGAGAGCUGCCCUCUCUCCGUGGGCUGUCGCACAAACUGUAACUGAAUAUCGGUGCGGUCUUGACUGCACGGAACCAAGCAGUAGGGAUGUGACAGCUGCCCAUGGUGUCUGCCGAGGCUCUCUCUGGGGAUGGCGGAGAUGCGAGGGGUGCUCGUGGUCCUGCUCUGCGUUUUCCACUCUUCUGCCAUGAGGCUCCCGCCCUCCCCUGCAGGUUGCGGCAUCCAGCAAGCUGCCAACUCGGACGUCCUCGAUCCCAAUCCCGAGGAGAAGCUGGUCCGCAAAAUGGAGUUCCCCUGGGUGGUGUCACUGCAGGACUCCCAGUACACCCACCUGGCCUUCGGCUGCAUCAUCAGUCGGUUCUGGAUCCUCAGCAUCGCGUCUGCCUUUCAGAACAGGAAGGACAUUGUCGUUGUGGUUGGUUUAAAUAACAUGGAUCCCAGCAGGAUUGCUCACACCGAGUACCCCAUCAAUACUGUCAUCAUCCAUGAGGACUUCGACAACCAGUCGAUGAACAAUGACAUUGCCCUCCUGAAGACAGACUCGGAGAUGCAUUUCAACAGCCUGGUCCAGUCCAUCUGCUUCCUCAGAGGAGAGCUACAUAUGCCUCCAGUCUCGCAGAACUGCUGGGUGGCAGGAUGGAACCCCACGUCUGCAACAGGAAAACAUAUGACGAUGAGUAUCCUGAGGGGAAUCUUUGUGAAAGACAUUGACCUGUGUCCCAUACCCAAAUUCGAGAGCACAGGAUGCGGCCGUCACACAAAAGAGGAAACUAAGUCUGUCUGCUUGGGGGAACCAGGAAGCCCAAUGAUGUGCCAGCUAGAAAGGCUGAAUCUGUGGGUUCUGCGAGGAAUCCUGACGCACGGUGGGGAGAAAUGCCCCGGCCUGUUUCUGUACACCAAGGUGGAAGAAUACAGCAACUGGAUCCUGUACGAGACUAGGAUGUCUGGCCUCCCCCUGUCUUCACUCCACCACUGGGAGAGGCUGAUUUCUCUCUCCCAGCAAAGACCGCAUGCUGCCAAGCCACAGAGCACACCUGCUGCAUCGAAGUACCUCAAAUGGUCCCCAACACACUUCCAAAGACAAGCAAAAACCAACAUGCCUUUACAGCAAAUGAACAGCUCUAGAAGUGGCCUAGACUUUAGGGAAAAGGCUGUGAAUGAAUCGAGCCGGCUUUCUGAGCCAGCCGCACAACCCGCGUACUAUGACUAUUACGGUGGGGAGGCCGGGGAGAGCGGGUCUGCUGCAAGUCAGAAUACGCUGCAUCAGCCCCAAGAAAUUAUCUUGGUUUCCUCUGUGCUUGUUUUCUUUUGCAGCCGUGUCUACUCUGGGAGUUAACCCACCAAACUGAAGAGUAAGCUCAGAAUGCUGAGUGCCAGGCAUUGCCCAUGCUGUUUCGGUGUCUGUUCUUAGCAGUUGCAUGCCUGGGCUGCCACAGAUAGGCCCAGAGCACACACAGUGGGCUGGCUCUCCCUCCUUUGUCCCACUCCCACCUGCAGGAAGAUCACUUUCAUUUGUGCUUGUAAACUAAAUGUGGGCUAACAAGUGUCAAACCAUUA